ACCCGCCGCCCGCCUUUUUCUGUCGGAGCUAACCGGAAGAAAACAAAGCCGUGGUUAACGUAGUAUUUAGUGCGGGAACUGGCGGGUUUUAACCGUUUCCUCGGGGUUUCACAAGCCCGUGGCCGUGUGUGCUGUUUGCUGGAGCACCGCAGGGAGCGGUGGGUUUGAUAAAGGCAGUAAAACCCGCCGUGAUGAAGUGAGAGACCGUGAGGAUGGACUGCAGCACUGCUAGCAGCAUGGUGGCCCACCGAUCUGCAGGGAAGGAAAGCAGCUCUGAUGAAGAGGAGUUCGUCCCGCUGUCGAAGCUCCUCAUGAGGCCGCAGAACGACGACAAGAAGUCAUGUGACAACGCCAACUCAAAGAAGAGCGGAGCUUCGGAUAAUUCAUCAGACGAUGAGCCGCCAAAAAAACCAGCAGCGAAGGAGAAAAAGGAAACUUGUCCUGCCAAAUCUGAGGCCUCAGAGGACAGAAACUCCGAUUCCAACGCAGCUGACGAAUCCGAUAACGAGCCUCAGGUGAAAACAUCCAAACCUUCAGCCAGAGCAGCGAAGAAGAAACCAGUCAGCAGGAAGAAGAAUGCUUCAGAUGAUUCCUCUGAUGACGAGUCGCUACAAGAGAAGAAGAAACCUGCAGCAAAAGACAAAAAGGAUUCUUCUCCUCCCAAAUCUGACGCCUCAGAGGACAGGAAGUCAGCCGACGACUCCGAUAACGAGCCGCCGGUGAAAACCUCCAAACCUUCAGCCAGAUCAGCGAAGAAGAAACCAGCAGGCAGGAAGAAGAAAGCUUCAGAUGACUCCUCAGACGACGAGUCUCUAAAAGAGAAGAGGAAACCAGCAGGCAGGAAGAAGAAAGCAUCAGACGACUCCGACGACGAGCCACUAACCAAGAAGAAGAAAGCAGCAGCGAGAGAAAAAAAGGAAUCUUCUCCUCCCAAAUCUGACGAGUCAGAGGACAGAAACUCUGAUUCAAACGCAGAUGAUGACUCUGACUACGAGCCUCAGGUGAAAACCUCUAAACCUUCACCCAGAGCAGCGAAGAAGAAGCAAACCCCAGGGAGGAAGAAGAAACCAGCAGGCAGGAAGAAGAAAGCUUCAGAUGAUUCAUCGGAUGACGAGUCGCUACAAGAGAAGAAGAAACCAGCAGCAAAAGACAAAAAGGAUUCUUCUCCACCCAGAUCUGACGCCUCGGAGGACAGGAAGUCAGCCGACGACUCCGAGAACGAGCCGCCGGUGAAAACCUCCAAACCUGCAGCCAGAUCAGCGAAGAAGAAACCAGCAGGCAGGAAGAAGAAAGACGCCUCCGAAGACGACGAGCCACUAACCAAGAAGAAGAAAGCAGCAGCGCGAGAAAAAAAGGAAUCUUCUCCUCCCAGAUCUGACGAGUCAGAGGACAGAAACUCUGAUUCUGAGGCAGCUGGUGACUCUGACUACGAUCAUCAGGUGAAAACCUCCAAGCCUCCAGGCAGAUCAGCGAAGAAGAAGAAAACCCCGGGGAGGAAGAAGCAGCCAGCAGGCAGGAAGAAGAAAGCGCCGUCAGAGCGCGACGAAAGCUCCGACGACGAGCCGUUAACCAAAGUUGCUCAGAAACUUCCUGCGAAGAGGAAGAGGAAACCCGUCCAGCUGUUCUCUAAAUCCUCUCCGGCUGUGAAGUCCAAGAGGAACGCCUCCAAGAAGAGCGUGAACUACGCUGAGACGUCGAGCGAACACAGCUCUGAUGACGAGCGGCUGCUUGUGACCAAGAAGACGACAAACGAUUCAUCAAGGAGAGCGACGGCUUCAAAACGAAAAUCCCUGAAAGACGCUUCGUCUUCCGACGGCGACGGCUCUCCCCGGCGGAAACCGGGUCGGAAAUCCACGAAGAGCAAGAGGCCGCGAGGAAGACCGCCGAAGAAGUCCUCAGGAAACUGGGAUGAUGACGACAGCUCAGAUGACGAAGCUGCGGCGAGUCGCUCCAACUGGAGAACAAAGAGCAGAACAAAAGCUUCGACCCGGAAACGGAGGAAUCAGAAGCAGAAAACAUGGAAAGACGUACCGAGCAGCAUUUCAGACGAGGAGGCUGCCAUCCAAACAGCCAAACACGCAGAAGUGACCAGGAAGGUGAAAGUGGCUCUGAAGAGGUGUGACGCUGAAGACAAAGAGUCCGCUGCAGCCGCCACAAAACCCACAGCAGAAGAAGAAAAGACCGAAGAGAAAUCGACAGCAGAAAACCCAGAAAAAUCCUCUGAGGAGGAAUAAGAGACAAAACUUUCCCUGAAAACUAGUUAGUCCUGAACUCAUCUGUAGGCUUUUAUACAUUUUGUUUCAUGUUUUUUAGGUUUGGGACCAACUUUUCCAGGUUCCAGAAAUGUUUCAGUUUUCUUAUUUGUGGCUGUUUGCCUGAAGUUCUUCUUCUGGUUUUUAGAAAAUGUUUUUGACCGUGUUGUGAGUCGUCGUCCACUCUGCAUGCAGGUACACACACCUAGUUUUAGGAUUUUCUUUUUAUAUCAGUAGGAAAUUAGGUGAAAUCCCUUGUUUAGUGUCAUAAUAAAAUUAUUUAACCACCUCCUAUAAAAAAGGUUUCCCAAAGUAUUUCACGUUUAGGGAAGGAAAUUGGAUUUCUAAACAUUUUUUAUACUUUAAAAGAACUUUGGCAGUAUGAAUUACUGAAUUAUGUGAUGUUUUGGGUGUAAACGGAUUUUAAAAAGAGUUUUCUCUCUUUUUUGGAGGAGAAAUGAUGAUGAUGGAAAUUAUAACUUUGUUUUUCUUUUUUUUUCACAAUGAUCUGCGGUAUGCUAUAAUAUUUGUCCCGUUUAAGAAAAAUGUUUCAUGUUUAAAAUAUACCUAGUGGUGUGUUCUUUGAUGUUCAAAUGUGCAGGUUUUAUGUAUGUUAAUAUUAAAAUUUGCUACAUUAUUUGAAAA
Messenger RNA from Xiphophorus couchianus (Monterrey platyfish), 2897 nucleotides. Its product is annotated as nucleolar protein dao-5-like. The record is from RefSeq and is a predicted model, not a curated record. NCBI's taxonomy places the organism in Eukaryota, Metazoa, Chordata, Actinopteri, Cyprinodontiformes, Poeciliidae. Bases 213 to 2234 code for a protein of 673 amino acids. The transcript is spliced from 17 exons.